Messenger RNA from Fusarium verticillioides 7600, 279 nucleotides. RefSeq lists its product as hypothetical. The transcript is spliced from 3 exons. Lineage: Eukaryota; Fungi; Ascomycota; Sordariomycetes; Hypocreales; Nectriaceae. Bases 1 to 279 code for a protein of 92 amino acids. The record is from RefSeq and is a predicted model, not a curated record.
AUGGCUUUACAAUUCGCUAUAAUCUAUAUCUUGGUCGUCGGACUCGGCAUCCUCAGCGCUUACCAGUGUGGCAUGUUCAAUGAGUUCGUAGAGGAGGUACACAAUAUAGAUCACUGGAAUCUUGAUCCAGAAACAGAUGACGAGGAUUGGGACUCCGACGAAGAAGAAGAUGAUGAUGAUUAUGAUGACGAUGACGAAGAAUCGGAUGACGGCGGCUAUGCUUCUGGGGCAGUCAGUCAGCAGACUGGGAACUCUGAUAAAGCGAUAUCCAGUAAAUGA